CGGCUGCUGUUGUAAGGGGUGGUUUUGCCUGCGAUGCGGUGAGAGGGGGAGGCCCGCAGGCUGGAGUGGAGGGGUGGAGGCCGGCGGCUUUUUUUUCCUCGGGCAGCCGCUGAGCCUGGAAGGCUUUCUACAGGUGAGUAUUUGCAAGGUGUCCGAUGAUAGGAAACACGGACCUCGAACCCGAAACAUAAAGCAGUCACUUAUUUCUAACGUCAGUUUCAACUAUUUAUCCUUGGAUAACAGUCCAACCGAAUGAAAUUAUGUCUGGGUACAAGCCUGCAGCUAUUCAGACAUAUCCUGUACUUGGUGAAAAAAUCACCCAGGACACACUGUACUGGAACAACUAUAAGACCCCUGUUCAAAUCAAGGAGUUUGGUGCAGUGUCAAAAGUAGAUUUUUCUCCGCAGCCUCCAUACAAUUACGCUGUCACCGCUUCCUCAAGGAUUCACAUUUAUGGCCGGUACUCUCAAGAACCUAUAAAAACCUUUUCCCGAUUUAAAGACACAGCAUACUGUGCUACUUUUCGUCAGGAUGGUAAACUGCUUGUGGCUGGCAGUGAAGAUGGUGGAGUUCAGCUUUUUGAUAUAAGUGGGAGAGCUCCCCUCAGGCAGUUUGAAGGUCAUACUAAAGCAGUUCACACAGUUGAUUUUACAGCUGACAAAUAUCAUGUGGUCUCUGGGGCUGAUGAUUAUACAGUUAAAUUGUGGGAUAUCCCGAACUCCAAGGAAAUUGUGACAUUCAAAGAACAUUCUGAUUAUGUGAGGUGUGGAUGUGCUAGCAAACUGAACCCAGAUCUGUUUGUAACAGGGUCAUAUGAUCAUACUGUGAAGAUGUUUGAUGCACGAACAAACCAGAGUGUGAUCUCUGUUGAGCAUGGGCAGCCAGUGGAAAGUGUCCUGCUUUUUCCCUCUGGAGGACUUCUGGCAUCAGCAGGAGGCCGUUAUGUUAAAAUCUGGGACAUGCUGAAAGGAGGACAAUUACUAGUGUCUUUGAAAAAUCAUCAUAAAACUGUGACGUGUUUAUAUCUGAGCAGCUCUGGACAGAGGUUACUUUCUGGGUCACUGGAUAGGAAGGUGAAAGUAUAUAGUACGACUUCCUAUAAAGUAGUCCACAGUUUUGAUUAUGCAGCUUCAAUUUUGAGUCUUGCACUUGCGCACGAAGAUGAGACGAUAGUUGUAGGAAUGACCAAUGGAAUAUUGAGUGUGAAACAUCGGAAAUCUGAAGCAAAGAAGGAUUCUUUUCCCAAGAGAAGGAGGCCUGCAUAUCGAACUUUUAUUAAAGGAAAAAGUUACAUGAAGCAACGGGACGACAUUUUGAUCAACAGGCCAUCAAAGAAACACCUAGAAUUGUAUGACAGGGAUCUGAAAAAUUUCCGGGUCUCUAAGGCACUUGACAGAGUCCUUGAGCCCAGUUGUACAAUAAAGACACCUGAGAUUACAGUUUCCAUCAUAAAGGAGCUAAAUCGAAGAGGAGUCCUUGCAAAUGCCCUUGCAGGUCGGGAUGAAAAGGAAAUCAGUCGUGUUCUUAAUUUUUUGAUACGGAAUCUGUCUCAACCAAGAUUUGCCCCUGUUUUGAUCAAUGCUGCGGAAAUAAUUAUUGAUAUAUAUCUUCCUGUGAUUGGUCAGUCACCCGUAGUUGAUAAAAAGUUUUUGUUACUUCAAGGACUCGUAGAAAAAGAGAUUGAUUACCAGAGAGAACUACUAGAAACCUUGGGGAUGAUGGAUAUGCUUUUUGCUACUAUGACAAGGAAAGAAAGCACUUCUGUGCUGCAGCAUACAUCUGAUGGAUUUCUAGAGAACAAGAUGGAAUCGUAGUGUCUGAUGAGACCUGUAAGAACAGCUAACUUGAAAUAGAUUUGAUUCUAUUAACUAUUGGAAAGAGAAUCUCUGAUACAGUAAAAACAAAACAAAAAAAAAGCCCAAAAAAGUAUUCACAGAAGCAGUUUGAUGGAAGAGACUGGAAUAUCUAGAAUUGGUAAAUAAGUACCUAUUGUAAGACAUGGUUUUCCAUGUAAUACUUUGAAUUAUUUCAUGGCAUCUUCGGCUAGAAGAUCUGAGUUGUCUUGGUCGUAGUGUAUUGUCCACCUUGGACAAAGUGAUAUUAAUUUUAAUACAGCAAAGUUCUGUAUCAACAUUUGGGUAGGCCUUCAGAACCCUGGAAUGGGUUUCAACUGGGAAUCCUGCCAAAGGGGCAGGGCUUUAUUUUUUACUUUUCUCCUGGACAAACAACAACAACAGAAACAGCAACAGAAAUAAAUCCUCUAAUCAGUGUGGGAUUUCCAAGCCCUGCUGAUCUCGCCUCCCUUGCCUUGAUGUUAUCAUUUAUCCUAGGUCCCAUGUUCCGCUUCUGCCGGUAAUGGGACUGCGUCUGCUCCACAUGUGACACAUCAGUGGCCAGCUUUGAACAAUUUACUCUGAAUUAGUUAGAACAUGUAUUCAAAGAGUGUGAUGAGGCAGAUUUGAUACCUAAAAAUUGUGCUGUCCAUUCCAGAUUCUUUCCAUUCCUUUAAUCUUGACCAUUCUUACCAGAACAAGGUCUACAGAUAGACCUUAUCGGACCACAAUUUUCUCCUUCUUGAUACACAGAUUUUUUUCUGCCCAGUUUUCAAUUUCAGGUCAGAGGAGUGAUAAAAUUUGCCAUUUAUCUUGUAAUUAAAUAGCCUUUCAACCUUUUAUACAUAUGUUUGGAGCUUCUCUUACAGCUUCCUACCCUUCUGAAAACCACUUUCUGUAAUCAGUCUUUAGAGUUUGUUUCUCUAAUCUCCACAAUCAUCUUGUGUUUUAGAACUCAAAGAUAGAGUAGCUUGUUUUGGAAAAUAGUUUUUGUUUUUUAAAGGUCGAUGUAAGCCACAUUUUUAUAAAGAUAUUCUUUCUUCUUGGCUUUCUGAGAUAUGUGAAUUCAUGAAUAGUCACUGGCUACUGUUUUAGGACACUGAUUUCACACUUGCUACUUCUCCCUUUUCCCAGUUCCUAUUCCACCUCAAGUAGUUAUCUGUAAGGAAACCUGCUUUGUGUUUAAAAAAAAAAAAAAAAAAAAACUUAAGGAAGAUUAUGCAAUGAGAAUCUCCUCUUAGAGUUUAGUUUUGUGAAUUCAGGUUUUUUUUUUAAGGCAGAAAAGAAUAUUUCUGUGGUCUGGAAAGGGCAUGUGCUCAAAAAUAGGGUCUAGUUUCCCUUUCUUGAAUUGGUGAAUGCACAGUGGCUUAUGAAGAAACCAGGGGUUUAUUUCCCGGAGUAAUUAUGAGAUUUAGACAAGGUCAGAAACCCUGUCUUCAUGUUAAAAGGGUUAAUUUAUUUAAGUAAAUUUUGUAUUUAAAAGCUUUUAAAAGUAUUUAACUUUUAAGUAUGCUGUAUACUAGUAAAAAUUAGAAGUUGAAAAUUCUAAAACUAGCUGCCAUCAAGUGUGCAACACGUGACAAGAGUUUUCCCAUACAUUAUUUUAUUCAAGUCUCAUCACAGCCAUCCAGUGUUGGUGUUGUCACUUAAUGCUGAAUGAGCUCCAGUGGUCAGCCCACUUUUCCCCCAGGCCUGAGUCCCUCAUCAUCCCGGCACUGUGAACCCACCUGGCCUCUGGGGCCAAGCCUCCUGUUCCUUUAACAGGACUUCACCGAGCGCUGCGGUUCUUGGAUGAAAUCUAGAAUGAAGAUGAAUUUUCAAAAAGGUUUUGCAAUUCCCAUAGCCAUUGAUACUGUAUAGUAAUUUCAAGAAUAGUUUUUAUAUUCAUUGGGACAAACAAGUAUUUGUUAUUUAAAGUAUUUAAACACAAUUGGCAUAUUAGGCAUAUUAUGCUGUGUUGCGUUGGCCUUUGGAUUCUAAUAUAAAAUGACAGAUAUUAAGGCUUCUGAAUUUUAGUUGAAAAGUACUUUAAAAUAUUACUAAGCCUGCAAAAAUCUUGACAUGUCCCAGAGAACUUAGGAACUCAUCGUACAUUUAACUUAUUGUAAGAGUUAAGCACUUGGGAAGGUUCUGCUUAUUGGAUCAAGCAUUUGAAGUGCUAUUUACAAGAAAAACAUCUUAAGUGUAUAAAUGCUAUUGUUUAAAGGAAUUUGGAUUGUAAGUGGAUUUGUUUAAAAAAAUUUUAAAUUUAGUGUGUUCAACUUAAAUCUACUUUAUGAAACAUGAAUUAAAGGCCCCCUUGAAAGUGAUUAUUAAGAUGAACUAGUAUUAUGGAUGGAAUAUAAGUUAAAUCUAAAACCUUAAGGAAAGUUUUCAAAUGCUUAACUUUAACAAGUAACUAAAUUGUCUCUUCAAUGAAUAAAAUGUUCCCUCAGCCACGAAGAGGCACUUACUGUGACUAGGCUGCGUGCCUCUUUCCCCAGAUAGUGACCUAGACCGGGGGUGGUAUAUCUGGCUCAAGCCCAGGCUAAGCCGGGAGUAGUAACUAGGAAUUAUAAUCAAAUUCCUUUUUUUAAAAAAAGGUUUUAUUUAUUUAUUAGAGUGAGGAGAGGUAGAAGCAGGAAGGAGAAAGAAUUUGAAGCAGACUCUGUACUGGACAUGGGGCUCGAUCCCACCCUGCGAGAUCAUGACCUGAGCUGAAAGCAAGAGUUGGACGCUUCUAUGCGCCACCGAGGUGCCCCAAAUUCUUGAUCUUGGCAAAUGUGGGGUUCUGAGAAUGCUUUUUGGAUCAUCAGCAAAGAAAGGAGAAGGAAACUAAGUCCGGAGAAAAUCUGCAAGACCAAGCCAUCCUGCCUCAGCAGGGCAGGCUAGAGAAGAGACCGGGUUCCCAGCGGUUCCGUUUCCCUUCUGGCUGUACCUUAGGGCUUCCCUCGGGGCCAUGAGACUAUUUGGAAUCCUUGUAAUAAAUUCUUUUUGCUUA
Molecule: messenger RNA, 4812 nt
Organism: Canis lupus familiaris (dog)
Lineage: Eukaryota; Metazoa; Chordata; Mammalia; Carnivora; Canidae
Gene: UTP15
Product: UTP15 small subunit processome component
Exons: 13
Coding region: 261-1814 (517 amino acids)
Biological process (GO): rRNA processing; positive regulation of transcription by RNA polymerase I
Cellular component (GO): nucleolus
Molecular function (GO): protein binding
Source: RefSeq, a predicted model, not a curated record